UACCCAUUCUUUGUGCUGCAAACUUAAGAAAGCUUCUUUAAAUUUUUUUCAUCCCAGCAUAAGAAGGUUUCUUAGCAGGCUCGUAGCAGAAGAACUAAGAAGGCCACACAUUAAGGCUGCAAACCUUACCUUUCUCAAGGGAUGGGUAUGUUGCAGUCUAUCUUUCUCAUCCAGCUCAUCCUUUCCAUCUCCCUGGAAAUUGGCACUUGCGAAGGCGAUUGUACACCUGCUUCAUGCGGCUUAGACGAGCCUGAAAUUCGGAACCCAUUCCGGCUGGUAUCCCAACCUCAGCGCUGUGGCCAGCCAGAGUUCGAGCUCGCUUGCAGGGGCAACCAGACAGUGCUCAACCUCCCAUCUUCAAAGCAAGAAAUCAACGUAACGUCCAUCGACUACGAGACUGGAACUCUACUGAUUUCAUACCAGGAUAAUUGCUUAAUGUCCCUCCUCUUCAACCUCAAUCUUUCUGCCUCUCCUUACACUUAUUACCCGUUCAGCAUCUACUACGGACAGGUUUUGGAGCCAAUUCCUGAUUAUUACUUGGACUCUGUGGCAAGCAACUUCAAUUACACGCUCGUCGAUUGUUCAGUCGAUAUUGCAUCCCGCGUCUUCGACGGGUUAGCUUGCCUGGACCGUUCCGGUCAUCACUUUUACAUUGUAAAUUCUGCUAUGUUCUUGAGUGAGUUGCCCAACUCUUGCAAGCCAAUAAAGAGUGGUACAAUUCCCAUUACAGAUGACCCGGACUUCUACAUGAGUAGUUACUUCCCUUACUCGAACGAGCGUCCGUACCUUUUUCCUAACUACACUGACGGGACGUAUGGUCCACUACCACCUGUCCGUUUGAGAUGGAACGUGCCAGGAUGCAGCAAGUGCAGGAGGCGUGGAGGGAGAUGCACAUUCAAGAACGAAACCAGUAAUGAAACCACAUGUUUUUUCCCACCACCGCCGCCGCCGCCCUUCGACAUCGGGGAAUAUUACUCUUUCAAUGGCCACGAAGGUCUAUCGAGGAAGUCUGUAAUUGCAGGUGUGAGCAUUGGCUUCUUUCUUCUUGUUAUAGCAACAAUGACAUCUAUUAAGGUUUACACAUCUUGGAAAUCAAAGAGACUGAAAGAAACAGAGAAUCAACAAAAAGUUGAAAAGUUUCUAGAGAAUUACAAAUCUCUCAAUCCCACAAGAUACACUUAUUCCGAUAUUAAAAAAAUUACCAAUCAAUUUAAAUGCAAAUUAGGUCAAGGAGGUUAUGGAACUGUGUAUAAAGGGAACCUACCAAAUGGUGUUUCUGUUGCUGUUAAAAUCCUCAAAAGGUCUAGUGCAGAAGGCGGGGAUUUCAUUAAUGAAGUGGGCACCAUUGGCAUGAUUCACCAUGUAAAUGUUGUCCGUCUUUUGGGCUUCUGUGCCGAUGGAUUUGAGCGAGCACUUAUCUAUGAAUUCAUGCCAAAUGAAUCAUUAGAGAAAUUCAUUUUCUCAAAAGACAAUAAAAACCCGUCGCUAGGUUGGGAGAUGCUUCAAAACAUUGCCAUUGGCAUUGCUAGGGGGAUAGAGUAUCUUCACCAGGGAUGUGAUCAACGCAUUCUUCACUUUGAUAUCAAGCCACACAAUAUCUUGCUAGACCAAAACUUCAAUCCCAAGAUUACAGAUUUUGGGCUCGCGAAGUUAUGUUCUAAGGAACAAAGCAUUGUAUCCAUGUCAGCUGCAAAAGGGACUAUGGGCUACAUUGCCCCCGAACUGUUCUCUCGGAACUUUGGAAAUGUUUCCUACAAAUCAGAUGUUUAUAGUUUCGGAAUGGUGUUGCUAGAAAUGGUUGGAGGAAGAAAGAACACAGAUGUGAACGCCGAAAACUCUAGCAGAAUCUACUUUCCUGAAUGGAUAUAUAAUCGUCUACAUCAAGGAGAAGAGAUUGAACUCAAGAUUAUCGAAGAAGAAGACAGUAUGAUCGUGAAGAAACUAAGUAUUGUAGCACUUUGGUGCAUACAGUGGUACCCGGUUGAUCGCCCGUCUAUGAAAAGUGUGAUUCAGAUGUUGGAAGGAAGCAUGGAAAGCUUGAUCAUGCCGCCCAACCCUUUCGGUUCUACUUCGCAACCUGAAGCUUCUACGUCUUUCCCCAAGAAUUCUCAGAGCAAGUUAGAGGUCAUUGUUGAAUAAUAGGCAGGUAAUCAAGUGAUUCUUGUUUAUAUAAAUCUGCAAACUCGUUUCAUUUAGGUAAGUAUAUAAAUGCUUGAACGAUCUUUUACUCAUUAUAAUAAAGUUGCUGUUGAUGAGAA
Magnolia sinica is the source of this 2258-nucleotide messenger RNA. Its product is annotated as rust resistance kinase Lr10-like. Gene Ontology annotation, molecular function: polysaccharide binding; ATP binding; protein kinase activity. NCBI's taxonomy places the organism in Eukaryota, Viridiplantae, Streptophyta, Magnoliopsida, Magnoliales, Magnoliaceae. Bases 142 to 2139 code for a protein of 665 amino acids. Gene Ontology annotation, biological process: protein phosphorylation. The record is from RefSeq and is a predicted model, not a curated record. The transcript is spliced from 3 exons.